Condylura cristata (star-nosed mole) is the source of this 2939-nucleotide messenger RNA. It is a transcript of the gene TMEM64, whose product is annotated as transmembrane protein 64. The record is from RefSeq and is a predicted model, not a curated record. The annotation marks the transcript as partial. NCBI's taxonomy places the organism in Eukaryota, Metazoa, Chordata, Mammalia, Eulipotyphla, Talpidae. The transcript is spliced from 3 exons.
GCCUCGGAGCUGCCCGCGCCGGGCGGAGCCUUAGCGGGCGGCCCCGGGAGCGGCAGCGGCUGCGGCGUGGUGGUCGGCGUGGCCGAGGUGAGAAACUGGCGCUGCUGCUGCCUCGGCAGCACCUGUUGGUGCAGGAGCCUCGUGCUGGUCUGCGUGCUGGCCGCGCUGUGCUUCGCUUCCCUGGCCCUGGUCCGCCGCUACCUGCAGCACCUCCUGCUCUGGGUGGAGACCCUUGACUCGCUGCUGGGGGUCCUGCUCUUCGUGGUAGGCUUCAUCGUCGUCUCGUUCCCUUGUGGCUGGGGCUACAUCGUGCUCAACGUGGCUGCCGGCUACCUGUAUGGCUUCUUACUGGGGAUGGGACUGAUGGUGGUGGGCGUCCUCAUCGGGACCUUCAUCGCCCAUGUGGUAUGCAAGCGGCUACUGACCGCCUGGGUGACCACCAAGAUCCAAAACAGUGAGAAGCUGAGCGCCGUUAUUCGCGUCGUGGAGGGAGGAAGCGGCCUCAAAGUGGUGGCCCUCGCCAGACUGACUCCCAUACCUUUUGGGCUCCAGAAUGCAGUGUUCUCGAUCACUGAUCUCUCCUUACCCAACUAUCUGAUGGCGUCUUCGGUUGGACUCCUUCCUACUCAGCUUCUGAAUUCUUACUUGGGUACUACCUUGAGGACAAUGGAAGAUGUCAUUGCAGAACAGAGUGUUAGUGGAUAUUUUGUUUUUUGUUUACAGAUUAUUAUAAGUAUCGGCCUCAUGUUUUAUGUAGUCCAUCGAGCUCAAGUGGAACUGAAUGCAGCCAUUGUAGCUUGCGAAAUGGAAAUGAAAACCUGUCUGGUUAAAGGCAAUCAACCAAAUACCACUGGCUCUUCCUUCUACAGCAAGAGGACCAUCGCAUUGUCUGGGGGUGGAAUCAACAUUGUAUGACUCUAAGGAAAUGUGUGAUUUUCAAGAUCCCAGUGUGCUGUCUAAAGUCUAUCAGUCACCUUACUGGUAGGCAGAGACAAGUUCUAAUUGUAUUACGGCACAAACAAAACUGGUUAGUUUUUUACCUUGCACAAUUUUUUAAAAGCAAGAAUCCUUUUCUGGAUAUGUAAGUGUAAAUGUAGAUGCAAUUUUGGCUGCACCCCUUUAUCAUUUGUAUGCCUGUGAUGGCCUACAGGUCUGCACUUUAGUGAUUUUUUUGUUUUUUUAAUUAUUUUCUUUCUGGGAACUUACAGAGAAAUAACCCAAAUAUUUUUCUGCCUAAAGUCUUUAUUUAUGAAAUCCAUGAAUAGUUAUAUGCAUCUUUCCUACUUAGAAUGAGUAAACAUACAUGUUUUUAAUUGUGUAAUCUUACUAGGUGUUCUUUGCUUUUCAUAGUCUUUCCAGAAAGGAUAAUCAGUGUUUUUUGUUUUGUUCUAUUGCUUUAAAAGUGGGACCACUUUGCUUCCCUUCUCCUUACUAGACAGACAUUAACUUUUGGUUGAAUGUAUAUUUGCAAGCAUCACAUUGUUGCAGGGUCAUUUACACAAGCUUAAAUCCUACAUUGUGGGACUGAAGUGCUCUUAAGAUACCUUUUUAUUUUCACUGUGUAAUAUGCAAAGCAAAAGGGAAAUUAUUUAAUGGGUGGUGGCCCAAAUUAGAACCUGCGUUCUAAUUUCAUUGCAUUGGCUUUACCCUUGUUAGAUCUUUCAUCAAAGGGCUGUCCCAUUGCAGUCUUACUAAAAACAUUUUAUUAAAAUGAACUACUUUUUCUUUUUAUAUUCAAAAUUAGGCUUUGAAAUAAAGAUAUCAUUUCUUUGAAAUGGUGGGCUUUACCAUCAUUGACGAUGUCACUCAGGUGGCCUUGUUUGAUCAACACGCCUUUUCAAAAAACCAAGCUUUAAAAUCAUGUGUGUAAUUCCAUUAAAGUACAUAUAUAUUUGUCCCCAUAGUCUUUAGCUUUAAAGUGUAAAUGUAAUGCUAAUUCAAUCCCCAGAUUAGUAUUACUUAUCCUACCAUAGAGUAGAUUUACUUUGUUUUUGGUACUUGUUUUCUCUGGUAAGACUCAGGAAUUCUGAAAUGUGAAGUUAUUUCUCCUGUAGCAUGAAUUGAGCAUAUUUAUUAAUAGCACUUAGGAAUAUAGCAUACACAAAUUGGCACAUGAUUCACAGAUGGCAUAUGUAUUAUUCAUUAAUCACCCUGCUUUUUUAAAGUAAUUUCAUUGCAAAUUUAACAAUUAUUGUUACAACCAAAAUUAUAGAUAAUGAGAAUUUUCUAAUAACUAUCUCUUUCUUGGCUUUGAAGAUUCCAGCUUAUCAGAGACCUCCCACUUGCCUUUUCCUUAGGGUAAAAACUUUGCCUUGAUUUAUUAAAGUAUAAUACAGUAUUUUGGAAGCAGGUUUAUCUAGCCUUAUGCUAGAGGUGAUCAUUUUAAUGUAGGUGGUUUUUGAGUUUUUUAAUUGUCUUAUUGCAGAUGCUAUUAUUCUUUUCUUUUGCAAUGCAUAAGUAUCUUUAUCCAUACCAAGAGGACCACAGUGCAAAUGAUCUAAAGGGACUUGCGUCUAUACCACAUAAUUGGCAUCCAAACCUUUCUUUCUUUUAUAUUGGUAGAAAAAUUGCAUAGCGUUGGAAUAUUCUUAGUUUUUUUUCAAAAUCUAAUUACAUGCUUAAUUGUGUUUUUAAAUGGUUUUAGCUUAACAAUCCCACUGAACAAUACAUUUGGUUAUUUUCUAACUUGACAAUAUUUAUCUUGUGCUUUCUUGUUUGUUGGUUAGUUUUGUUAAAGAAAUCAUUGAGAUCACUACUUUCAUAGUUGGGAUAGUUCAUGUAUUUUGAAGUACAUUUAUUUACUUAGCAUUUUGUAACUUGAAUAAUUUCACCAAAUGAAUACCUUUUGGUAGCUUGUAAUGAGUUCUUCCAGUUGUUGCAUUUUGCUUGGUAAUUUAAAUAAAUAUUUAAAGGCAAAACAAUUUUUCUGUAUUCUGCCA